This is a messenger RNA of Pundamilia nyererei, 440 nucleotides long. Its product is annotated as amine oxidase [flavin-containing]-like. The record is from RefSeq and is a predicted model, not a curated record. NCBI's taxonomy places the organism in Eukaryota, Metazoa, Chordata, Actinopteri, Cichliformes, Cichlidae. Gene Ontology annotation, molecular function: primary methylamine oxidase activity; flavin adenine dinucleotide binding. The annotation marks the transcript as partial. The transcript is spliced from 5 exons. Gene Ontology annotation, cellular component: mitochondrion.
UGUCUCUGUGUUAGGCCAAGUAUGUGAUCGUGGCCACACCACCUGCUUUGAAUCUGAAGAUGCACUUCAACCCUGAGCUGCCCCCGCUGAGGAACCAGCUGAUCAACCGUGUUCCCAUGGGCUCUGUCAUAAAGUGCAUGGUCUACUACAGAGAGAACUUCUGGAGGAAAAAGGGUUACUGCGGCAGCAUGGUGAUAGAGGAGGAGGGCGCUCCCAUCGGCUUCACCCUGGAUGACACAAAGCCUGAUGGGACUGUACCUUGUAUUAUGGGAUUCAUCCUUGCCCACAAGUGCAGAAAGCUCUCAAGCCUGUCCAAGGAAGAAAGGUUGAGGAGGAUCUGUGAGAUCUACUCCAAAGUGCUGGGCACAGAUGAGGCUUUGCAUCCGGUGCACUAUGAGGAGAAGAACUGGUGUGAAGAGGAGUACUCUGGAGGCUGCUAC